Molecule: messenger RNA, 870 nt
Organism: Mesoplodon densirostris (Blainville's beaked whale)
Lineage: Eukaryota; Metazoa; Chordata; Mammalia; Artiodactyla; Ziphiidae
Product: olfactory receptor 7D2-like
Biological process (GO): G protein-coupled receptor signaling pathway
Cellular component (GO): membrane
Molecular function (GO): G protein-coupled receptor activity; olfactory receptor activity
Source: RefSeq, a predicted model, not a curated record
AUGGAAACAGGGAACCAAACAGCUAUUUUAAAAUUCAUCCUUCUGAGCCUUUCGGAAGAUAUGGACCUGCAGCCCCUCCUCUUUGGGCUGUUCCUGUCCAUGUACCUGGUCUGUGUUAUAGGGAACCUGCUCACCACCCUGGCCAUCAUCUCAGACUCCCACCUCUACUCCCCCAUGUACUUCUUCCUCUCCAACCUGUCCUUCACUGACAUUUUCAGCACCACCACAGUCCCCAAGAUGUUACUGAACAUCCAGACGCAGAACAAAGGCAUCAGAUAUGAAGGCUGCCUUACCCAGAUGUAUUUUUUCAUGAUCUUUGCUGGGCUAGAUAAUUUGCUACUGACAGUGAUGACCUAUGACCGGUUCGUGGCCAUCUGUCACCCCCUAUACUACAUGGUCAUCAUGAACCCUCGCCUUUGUGGUCUCCUGCUUUUGCUUUCUUGGUUGAUCUGCCUGACAUAUUCUUUGUUGCAAAGCUUGGUUUUGAGGGUGUCCUUCUGCAAAGAGACAGAAAUCCCCCACUUUUUCUGUGAACUUGCUCAGAUUCUCAAGCUCACCUGCUCUGACGCCCUUGUUAAUGACAUCCUGCUGUAUUUUGUAACUGGCCUGCUGGGUGUUAUUCCCCUGACUGGGAUCCUUUUCUCUUAUCUUAUCUCCUCCAUAAUGGGCAUUUCAUCUACUGGUGGGAAGUAUAAGGGCUUUUCCACCUGUGGGUCUCACCUCUCAGUCAUCUUGUUCUAUGGUGCAGGCCUUGGGGUCUCCCUCACUUCUGGAACAGCCCAUCCCUCCAGAAAGGGUUCAGUAGCCUCAGUGAUGUACACGGUAGUCACCCCCAUGCUGAAUCCCUUCAUCUACAGUCUGAGGAACUGA